This is a messenger RNA of Amphimedon queenslandica, 666 nucleotides long. RefSeq lists its product as uncharacterized. The transcript has a single exon. Bases 1 to 666 code for a protein of 221 amino acids. Gene Ontology annotation, cellular component: endoplasmic reticulum. Lineage: Eukaryota; Metazoa; Porifera; Demospongiae; Haplosclerida; Niphatidae. Gene Ontology annotation, molecular function: iron ion binding; procollagen-proline 4-dioxygenase activity; L-ascorbic acid binding. The record is from RefSeq and is a predicted model, not a curated record. Gene Ontology annotation, biological process: peptidyl-proline hydroxylation to 4-hydroxy-L-proline.
AUGGAAGAUCCUAUAAAGUGGCCUCCAGUAUUUGAAGAACUAAGACCAUCUCUUCAAGACAAUCAGUCAAUGUCACCAGCAAUAACAGUUGCACCAUUUCUAAAAGAAGGCUUAUCCCUCUCCAAUGCCUUGACACCAGAAGAAUGCAAAGCCAUUGUGAGCUUAACAGAGUCUAAAGGUUACCAAGAUGCCAGUCAGUACUGCUACAUGUACAACGACAGAUAUAAUGACAGAUACAUGUCCGAUGACCCCAAACUCUCCGAGUUCAUAUGGGACCGCCUCAAGCCGUAUAUCCCUGCAAGGGUAGAAGCCUUUGAUGCUCAAUGGAGCCUAGAGGGUCUCAAUACCAGAUUCAGGUUCUGCAAGUAUGUUUCGGGGCACUAUUUCGGUGCACAUACGGAUGGUAUCUACACCAUCAACUCCGAUCACAAAAGCAUUCUUACUUGCAUGUUCUACCUAAAUGGUACGGAUGAGUUUGAAGGAGGGCUGACAAACUUUAUUACACACAAAACAAGAAAACUGAAGCACUCUGUGACGCCAGAGCCUGGGCUAUGCGUCAUUUUCCCACAGGCAAAUCUAGACUUUUAUCAUGAGGGAACAAAAGUUACCUCAGGAGUCAAGUAUAUAAUGAGAACUGAUGUAAUGUAUAAAAGGAUAACAUCAUAA